GCCGAGGGGUGCAUGGAUGCGCCAUGGCCGCGGCCACGCUGGCUUGCCGGGUGCAGUUCGUGGACGACACGGAGCCCUUCAGCAGCACCAGCUUCCCCGAGCCCAGCCGCCCGCCGCUCUACGCCUUCCGCCGCGACCUGCCGCUCAGCACCCAGCUGCCCGGCCUCCACCGCCUGCUCCGCGCCCCCCACAAGCUGGAUGAUUGUGCACUGCAGUUGUCUCACAAUGGUACCUACUUGGAUUUAGAGUCUACCCUAGCAGAGCAAAAGGAUGAAUUGGAAGGUUUUCAGGAGGAUUCUGGAAGGGGCAAAAAGCACAGUAUAAUUCUGAGAACCCAGCUGUCGGUCAGAGUCCAUGCCUGCAUUGAAAAGCUCUACAACUCCCAUGGGCGGGAGCUGAGACGGGCCCUCUUCUCCUUGAAACAAAUAUUUCAAGAUGACAAGGACUUGGUUCAUGAGUUUGUUGUGGCUGAGGGCCUGACAUGCUUAAUAAAAGUGGGAGCAGAGGCGGACCAGAACUACCAGAAUUACAUCUUGAGAGCUCUGGGACAAAUAAUGCUGUAUGUAGAUGGGAUGAAUGGCGUAAUAAAUCAUAAUGAGACAAUCCAGUGGUUAUACACUCUCAUUGGGUCAAAGUUUCGCCUGGUUGUAAAGACAGCACUGAAAUUGCUCCUUGUUUUUGUGGAGUAUACGGAGUCCAAUGCCCCCCUCCUCAUCCAGGCUGUGUCUGUCGUAGAUGAGAAAAGAGGCCUCAAGCCAUGGUCCAACGUCAUGGAGAUCCUAGAAGAAAAAGAUGGCAUUGACACAGAACUGCUAGUUUAUGCAAUGACCUUAGUGAACAAGACCCUAGCCGGCUUGCCAGAUCAGGAUUCCUUCUAUGACAUUGUAGAUUGUCUGGAAGAGUUGGGGAUUGAAGCAGUUUCCCAGAGACACCUGAACAAAAAAGGAGCAGACCUGGACUUAGUGGAGCAAUUCAACAUUUAUGAGAUGACACUCAGACACGAGGAUGGAGAUGACAAUGGGGACCCCCCUCCCAGUUGCCGCAAAGACCGCCGACGAGCCAGUCUGGGAUGCCCAGAGCGACGGGGGCUGGAGCGGCGGAGGAGUCGGAGGCAUUCUGUCCAGGCAGUCAGGAGCCCCGUGUCAGCGCCUGCCAGCCCCUGUACCCAGGGGAGCCCCCCCUUCACACAAGGCCAUGGGCAGGACAUUGGCGAGCUCAGUGAGAAUGGAUUUGAGCUGGAGACCCCCCCAGAGUUGCAGAGUGAUGAAGAGGCUGGCAGUGGGUUUGAGGAUGAGCUUAGAGCAUCAUCACCUUUAGAGGAAGAGGAGUAUGAAGAGGAGGAAGAGGAACAACCAAUCACAGAGCCCAAUACAGAGGAUGAGGGGGAGGAAGAGGCUGCUAGGCAGGCCCAAGUCAGUUUGUUCUCAGAAGUGCAGGAGGCUGAAAAUGGGCCAGAGAGUUCAGAGACUGUGGCCACUCCAAGUGUCCUUUUUCAAGAAGAGAGGCCUCUUCCUGUGAGCUUUAGGGCAGAGAGUCUUUCCAGCAGCUCUUCAUCCUCUGUGCCUGAUCCAUUUGCUUCACACCAUUUUCCUCUACGCUCAUCACCCUCCUCAUCUCUACCCAUCAGCUGUUCACAAAACUCAUCAUCCUCGUCGGGUACUCCAAAGUCCUCUCCAACAGUUGAAAAAUUACCUUAUGUACCUCAUAGCCCCUUUCACCUCUUUUCCUAUGAUCUUGAAGAGCCUUCCACAGCUGGGAAAGAGAAGGAAGCAGAAAAGAUAAGAGAACACAGGCCAUCUUUGGGUGGUCUUCUCACAUCCUCGUAUCGGCAGCAUCAAGAGUCCUUGGCAGCUGAAAGAGAGAGGCGGCGUCAGGAGAGGGAGGAACGGCUACAAAGGAUCGAGCGUGAGGAGAGAAACAAAUUCAAUCGUAAUUAUCUAGAUAAACGAGAGGAACUCAGACAAGCAAGAGAAGAGAGAUACAAAUACUUGGAGAAAUUGGCAGCAGAAGAGUAUGAGAAGGAGCUGAGGAGCCGGAGCAUCUCCAGGGGCAGGAAUGACUUGCCUCUGAACUUGGGGCAGCCUUUGGUCUCCACCGCUUCCAUUCCCCAGGGUGUCAGCCCUCUGCUGACAGAUUCUCAGGAGGAACCAAACACCUCUGUGACAUCGUGUGGGACACUCCAGGCCCCAGAAGUGAGUGUCAGCGAGUCUGAAUGCGAACCAGAAGUGGAGCCAGAGAGAGAAAGGAAACUGGAGCAGGACGAUGAGGGAGCAGAAAUACCUCAAGAGGUAGAAGCUGCAGAGGUGGAGCCAGAGAGCGAAGUGGAGCAUGGUCCAGAGCAAGAGCCAGAAGAAGGCACUGUCCUGAGCGAGAAAGAGCGGCAGAAUGAGGAAGUGAAUGAGAAAGACAACUGCUCGGCCUCCAGCAUCUCCUCUGCCAGCAGCACUUUAGAAAGGGAGGAAAGGGAGGACAAGCUAACCAGUGACAAUGAGACUGGUCCAUGGUUACAGACCAUUCAAGAUGUCGCUGUGAAUGAUCAGGGCAGCAGCAUUCUCGAUAGCAAGCGGUUCAUGCUGGACAUGUUGUAUGCCCAUAACAAGAAGUCCAAGGAUGAGGAGGCUAAAGAGCUGGAGGAGAAGGCGGAGGAAAAGGAGGUGGCAGAGGCAAGUGAAGACGCCAUCACCAGCCUGGCCAGCAGGAUCUCCGUCCUGCAGGCCACCAAGCAGGCCAAAGAUUUAAGUGUCAAAAAAAUUGAGAUUGAGGAUUUGGACAACCACGGCAGCGUGAAAGCCUUUGCGGAACGGUUCAAUAAUAGCGAGCUGGCAAAAGGCUCAAACUUUCCUGAAAGUGAUUUUGGUGAAAAGGUCCCUGAAAAGACACCGCCCACACAGGCUAAGAAGGAAUCGGACUAUAUUUGGGAUCAGCUCCUGGCCAAUCCGAGGGAACUUAAAAUCAAAGACAUGGAUUUUACAGACUUGAGGGACGACGACGAUGUUGAUGUCUUGGACAUGGAAAUGGGCCCUGGUGACUCCCUGGCUCCCCCUCCUCUACCACCGCCUUCCUUUUUUGGUUUGCCUCCCCCACCUCCUCCCUUGCUUUAUGGAUGCCCACCACCACCACCCUCCUCUGGUAAUUUAUUGGCUCCACCUCCCCUAUUUGGCACUCCUCAGGGUUUAGGAUCUCCCCCGCUUCAUAGGGAUCAGCCAGCUUUCAUUAAAAAGAAGAAAACUAUCCGCCUAUUUUGGAAUGAGGUGAGGCCGUUUGAGUGGCAGUUUAAGAACAACAAACGCUGCAAAGGAUUCCUGUGGUCAAAACUGGAACCUAUUAAGGUGGACACUUCCAAGCUGGAACAUCUCUUUGAGUCUAAAUCCAAGGAACUUCCGGUCACAAAGAAAACAGCUGCUGACGGGAAGAGGCAAGAAAUCAUUGUGCUGGAUUCCAAACGGAGCAACGCCAUUAAUAUUGGACUGACAGUAUUACCCCCUCCUAGGACAAUUAAGACUGCCAUUUUGAACUUUGAUGAAUAUGCCUUAAAUAAGGAAGGAAUAGAGAAAAUUCUCACCAUGAUUCCCACAGAAGAAGAAAAACAGAAAAUCCAGGAGGCUCAGCUGGCCAAUCCCGACAUCCCUCUGGGCAGCGCUGAACAGUUCCUUCUGACUCUUUCUUCCAUCACUGAACUUUCGGCCCGACUUCAGUUGUGGGCAUUCAAAAUGGAUCACGAGCUUGUGGAAAAGGAGGUGGCAGAACCCCUUUUGGACUUGAAGGAAGGAAUGGACCAGCUGGGGAACAAUAAGACCUUGGGAUUUGUCCUCUCUACUCUGCUAGCUAUUGGAAAUUUCCUCAAUGGAACCAAUGCCAAAGCCUUUGAACUGAGCUACCUCGAGAAGGUUCCAGAAGUAAAGGACACGGUGCAUAAGCAGUCUCUUCUACAUCAUGUCUGCACAAUAGUGGUGGAGAAAUUCCCAGACAGUACAGACCUUUAUUCUGAGAUUGGGGCCAUCACUAGGUCAGCCAAGGUGGACUUUGAACAACUUCAGGACAAUUUAUGUCAGAUGGAGAAGCGGUGCAAAGCAUCAUGGGAUCACCUGAAAGCAAUAGCGAAGCAUGACAUGAAACCAACUCUGAAGCAAAAAAUGUCUGAGUUCCUUAAGGACUGUGCAGAACGAAUAAUAAUCCUCAAGAUCGUCCACAGGAGAAUAAUUAACAGGUUUCAUUCGUUCUUGUUAUUUAUGGGCUAUCCUCCAUACACAGUCCGAGAAGUGAACAUCAAUAAGUUCUGCAAAAUCAUCAGUGAAUUUGCCCUCGAGUAUCGGACCACCAGAGAACGGGUUCUGCAGCAGAAGCAAAAACGAGCCAAUCACAGGGAGAGAAAUAAAACCAGGGGGAAGAUGAUCACAGAUACCGACGAAGAAGAUGACAUGGAGUCUGGGAAGUUCUCCUGCAGUUCUCCUACACCUCAGAACCAGCCACAGGGGCUGCAAUACGCUGAAGACGCGGCAGAGCAUGAGCACAUGAAAGCUGUCCUGAAGACAUCGUCUCCGAGUGGGGAAAACACCGCCAUGUUAGGAGUGCGGACUCGGAGCAGAGCCAACCGAGGCCGGGUUGGCUCAUGGACUGCUAGCAAUGAUGACUCGCCUAAUGCUACUGAUGAUGCAGCAGAUGAAAUCAUGGAUCGCAUUGUCAAGUCCGCUACUCAAGUGCCAAGUCAGCGAGCAGUGCCUAGGGAAAGAAAGCGGUCAAGAGCAAACAGAAAAUCAUUAAGGAGGACGCUAAAGAGUGGGCUGACGCCAGAAGAAGCCAAAGCGCUGGGCCUGAUGGGCACUUCGGAGAUGCAGGUGUGACAACAGCCUUCCCAGCAGAAGAGCCCUCCC
Heteronotia binoei (common prickly gecko) is the source of this 4871-nucleotide messenger RNA. It is a transcript of the gene FHOD3, whose product is annotated as formin homology 2 domain containing 3. Gene Ontology annotation, cellular component: cytoplasm; cytoskeleton. NCBI's taxonomy places the organism in Eukaryota, Metazoa, Chordata, Lepidosauria, Squamata, Gekkonidae. The record is from RefSeq and is a predicted model, not a curated record. Gene Ontology annotation, molecular function: actin filament binding. Gene Ontology annotation, biological process: cardiac myofibril assembly; actin filament network formation; cortical actin cytoskeleton organization. The coding region runs from base 24 to 4841 and encodes 1605 amino acids. The transcript is spliced from 28 exons.